Trichoderma aggressivum f. europaeum is the source of this 717-nucleotide messenger RNA. RefSeq lists its product as uncharacterized. The transcript has a single exon. The record is from RefSeq and is a predicted model, not a curated record. Gene Ontology annotation, molecular function: acyltransferase activity, transferring groups other than amino-acyl groups. The coding region runs from base 1 to 717 and encodes 238 amino acids. NCBI's taxonomy places the organism in Eukaryota, Fungi, Ascomycota, Sordariomycetes, Hypocreales, Hypocreaceae.
AUGUUUCCGAUAACAGUAUUGCCUGUGACCGACAAGGGAGAUCUGGAGAAGAUUGUCGAUAUCGAAGAAAGGGCAUACGGAGCGGCCUCACCCUUAUUACUACUGAUGUUUCCCAUAUCGCCCGCUCCAUCUUCAGCCAUUCUUCAUAGUUCGAAAAUCGCCAGACACGAGCAUGUCUGGCAAUCGGACCCAACGGUACAUUACAUAAAAGCGGUUACAUACGAAACAUCUCCCGAAGGCGCAACAUCUGAACGCAUGAUUGGCGCAGCCGUAUAUAACGUCUAUGAGUCCUCCCAUACGGCAUCUGAACGAAACCCGUGGCCUCACACCUCAGACGAGGUUCCCGAGGGAGCAAACGCGCCUCUUUGUCUGCAUUACUUCCAGACAUUGACGAAAGCUCGACUGGACUUCACCAAUGGCGAACCACAUGCAUUCCUGGAGAAUUUAGCCGUUGAUCCCAAUUUCCAGAGACGCGGAGUUGGGACAAAGCUUCUCGAGUUCAUGAUUUCCGACAUGGCUGCCAGGUACGCAGGCAAGGGCGUCGAUAAUGCCGGGUGCUGGCUAGACUCCUCCCCUUCCGGACUAAAGACGUAUCAACGUCUUGGGUGGGAGGAAGUUGGUGCCAAGUCCUUUGAUUUGGAGCCGUGGGGUGGUGCGAAGGGCCAGGUGCACAAAAAUGUACAUAUGCUGAAGUCGAUGGCGAUUUCUAAACAUUGA